AACAAAGAAAUCCAUCCUAACCCAUGCAACAGCCUCCUUUCACUGCCUCCUGCGUCUGAGGUAGACUAAUCUUAUAGGUCAAAACUUUGAAUUCGGACUUGCCUAUAGGCUGAUGGACUUGUCACAUUUGAACUAAUUUCUUCCGUAUCGGAAAAACUGAAGACGCAAGACAAGACAAUCUUUAACAAUUGGCAAAGUUGAUGUUGGAGUUUACAAAGGCAUUGAAAAGACAUAUGAAGGAGCCCCAGAUGAACAUGGAGAGCCUGAGCAAGCCAGAUCUGCUGAUGCUCUUCAGUGUCCUGGAGGGAGAGCUGGAGGCUCGUGACCUGGUCAUCGAGGCCCUCAGGGCCCAGUGCAGAGAUACAUAUGUGGAGAAGCGCUAUGGGAAGUACAACCUGAGCGACCCGUUCCUGGCUCUGCAGAGGGACAGUGAGGCGUUGGGGGGGCAGAGCCCUGGGGUCCACCAGGCUUCAGCCUGCUCUAGCCCCCUGGUUGUGCUCAAGCAGGUGGUCACCCACUGCAGGAGGAUGCAGGAGAAGAUGCUCGCCCAGCUAGCUGCAGCCGAGAGCAGUCACAAGAGGGUCAUUGCAGAUCUGGAGGAGGAGAGGAGAAGGCAUGCAGAGGACACCGCUGAGGGCGAUGAUGUCACUUGCAUCCUGGAAAAGGAGAGGGAACGCCUCUUGCAACAGCUGGAGUUUGAGCGGGGCCAGGUGCGUCGUCUGGAGAAGGAACAGAAGAGGGUCCUGGAGCAGCUGGAGGAGGAGCGGGUGCAGCACAAGCAGCUCUCCUCUGCCCUGGCCAAGGAGUGCAAGUGGGCCAGCCAGCGGGCCCUGGAGGUGGACCACCGCCUGGCUGAGGCAAACCGUAGGCUGGAGAAGGAGCAGGGGGAGAUCUUGGCCCUGAGGGCUGACCUACAGAAGGAGAGGAGGAGGGCCCUGCAGAUGGAGGCCAGGGUGGAGGAGCGGCUGGCUGAGUUUGACAUGGAGAAGGAGCAGCUCCGCUCUCGGCUCAAGAGGGAGGAGGCCCAGUGCUGCCUGCUGCAGGAGCAGGUGGAGGCGCUGAGGAGAGAGCUUCAGGAAGAGAGGGGAGCUGAGGAGGUGGAUGAGAGGAGAGGGUCACCACUACUACGACCACCACCACACUCCAGCCAGGAAGAGGGGGGUGAAGAGCCUAAAGUCAACGGUCACGACUGCCUCAGGGAGGACGCCCUUCCACACAGACUGGGCCUGGACAACCGGAGUGAGAACAGCAGCCCUGUCCUGCUGUCCCCUGCCCUCCUGAACCAAAGCCUGUCCCCCUGCAGCACGGGGUCCUCCUCCCUCACCUCCUCCCCGUGCUCCUCUCCUCAGCUGGCCAAACGGCUGGCCCUGGCCACCAGUCCCAGCUACCAGUCCUCCUACCAGGCAGGCAUCAACCAGCGCUUCCACGCUGCUCGCCACAAGUUCCAGGGCCACACUGAUCCAGAGCCACAGCAGGAUGGAAGAGGAGGUGGCAGCCUACCCCACUCCCCUAGAGACCUGUCCCCGUCCCCUGAGUGCAUCCCCGUCCCUGUCCCCAGCCCGGCCAAACAUCUGGCCCGCAGCACCGUCACCCACGUCCUGUCCCGCUUCACAGUCCAGCAGGGGGCCAAACCUCCGCCACCCAACAGCUCUCCCUUCGGCACUGACUACCGUAACCUGGCCCUGACCCCCUCCUCCCCGGUCAUCCCCAGGGCCUCUGGUGCUGCUCUGCCUCUGGGGAUCUGCUCCCCAACCAUCCCCCGAGCAGACAGGGGCAACCCGCCCCCCAUCCCCUCUAAGAAGCCUGGCCUGGCCCAGUCUCCAGCGCCAUCCAUCCCUGGUACCAGAGCCAGCCACUUUCCUGAGCUGUCAGGAAGUUGUGGUCUCACCAGCGGCCAGGAGAAUGUUAAAGAGCUGGACAUGGUGGUUUCCUCCGUCAGUUAGCCUAGCCUCCUAC
Messenger RNA from Oncorhynchus kisutch (coho salmon), 1956 nucleotides. Its product is annotated as CTTNBP2 N-terminal-like protein. The transcript has 5 exons. Lineage: Eukaryota; Metazoa; Chordata; Actinopteri; Salmoniformes; Salmonidae. Bases 201 to 1943 code for a protein of 580 amino acids. The record is from RefSeq and is a predicted model, not a curated record.